GCCCAGCUCUUGGGCGCUGUCCUGGGCCUUGUGCCUGACACCGGACUGCGCUCUCUGUUUGAAGCGCGCUUGACCGAGUGGGCCAGACGAAAGGAUCACUUGCGCCUUUCGGGAUCCUCACCGUCAGCGAGCUCCAAGCCCGCCCGGCGAAUAGCCAGCCUGCAGGAGUUGACGACGAAGCUCCUGCAAUCCGAAGGCCGCAGCGAGGAGGAGAUGCGGAUCUCGGCGACCAAGGUCUUGAGGCUACUCCUGCGCGCCUUGUCUACCACUGCAAGCAAAGCGCAGCGCAAGCGUCUGGGCAGCCCUGCUCCGGCCCAGGUGGCCGAGGCGAUUGGAGCAAUUGCGCAGUUGCAUGCGCAGCUUCUGGAAGAGCGCCGUGAGGCCUUACCAGAUCUUUUCCGGCCCCUCGACGCUGAAGCAGUGGCUUCCGCGGCUUUGUGGCCAACAGUCAGGGAACACUGCUCUGCUGCCGUUCGCCUUGCGCUCUUGGAAUCCUUGCUGGAGCACAUCGACGACACCUUCCUGCCGGUUCUGUCCAUGGCCGGGAUUGCAACGACAGACGUGGUUGGCUCCUGUCUCGAUUUCGCUUUCAGGGAAGAGGAGGAGGAGGACUUCUUUCGCCACGUGCCGCUCCCGCGCCGGGCGAAGACGAGACGCGGGAUGAGACGCAGACGGCGCCAGCCUGGCGAAUGGUGGGGCCCUAGUACCGCAGUUCGACUGGAAGGACCGCUUUACGCCAUUCCAUCCAGGAAGCCACUUUCCAAGCAGGAUCUACUCGAUGCUCCGGAGCAGGUGCAGGAGGCCAGCGCGGCCCAGAAUCCGGAGAUGCGCAAUGCCUUGGGCGAGCAGAAGGAGCGUGAGCUCGCUGAGCGCCGGGAGCGGCGAAGGUUUCAGGACGCUGCCACUGCGCGCGCCGCCGCCCUGCUGCUUCGCCACCUCAUCGAAGAGGACGAGACGUGCAUUGCUGAUGCGAGCCCCGAGGAGGCCCUCCGGCUAGUUGUCGUCUUCGCCCGCCACCUGGGUGGUGUUGUCACUGUCUUGGCCAACCCCGUCUUGGAGGAUGCUCGGCAGAAUCCUCUCGAGUACGUGGAAGCAGACCUUCUCGAGCUCUGCAAAGCCCUUCGGUCUCAGCCGGCAAAAGCACCUUGCUGGAAGCAGCUCGCGGAGGUGUUUCUGCUCCGCUGGAGAAGCCUCCAACCGGAGGCUCUGGCUGCACAGGUGGAGGUUCUCCACAAGCGGCUGGUGGCGAUGCCCUCAGCUCUCAGACAGGCCCUUCUUGUGGCCAGUGAGAAGGAUCCCUUUGCGCUGCGGCACCUCAGCUGGCAGCAGAUGUCCGUGAUCCUUGAGAUUUGGGAUGAUCGCCGGACUCCAGACCCGCCGCUGUCGCUUUGCUUCCUUCUUGCAGUCGCCAUGGACCAGUACAUUGUCUGCUUCCCGGCGUCUCAGUUGGUGCUGGCCUGCAGGUUGGCUUCCAUGGAUGAUAUGCAGGAUCUCGAAGUUCCCAAGGAGCUCGGCGUUCCGGACUUCCGCAGUCUAGCGCUGGAGUGGUGGGACCGGUGGCUCAGGGGUGCCCUGAGCAACUGGAUCACCGGCUGGGGAUUCUGCCGAGCAGCGCUGCAGCAGGCGUUGGCGUGGCAGCGGCGCGACCGUGAAGGCUUAGCGAAGGCCUUGACGGUCUUAGAUGUUGUCGUGGAGAACCUGGGUAUGGAGCUGGAGCAGGUGCCUGUUCCCUUGGAGCUGCUGCUCGAUGUGCUCGAGCUGCCCGGCAACAAGUUGCAGGAGGAACUGAUUGCCGAGCUCCAGAGGCGUGUUGCGGCAUCGCUGCAGGGUAACGAACCGUUGGUUCCAAUUGAAACAGCUGUUGCGCUCGCGUGUGGCCGCCGUUUAGUACCUUGUCCCAAAGAUUCCGAGCUUUGGGGUGGGCUGGUAGAAUCCAUUGCUCUCCAGCUGACCUCGAAGCGACAGGUGGACAUUUUCGAUGACUGCCGGCCCAGAGAAGACCUUUGGAAUGCCGUCAGCCAGCUCAAGGUAGGUACAUGGCAGUCUUUGGAACUACAGAUUCGAAGACCCUCGGCUAACUUGAGUCGCUCACUUUACGAUGCAGACAAGCGAAUCGAGUCGGCCCGGCUCUACGGAGACGUGGCAUCGUACCAGUACUACUAUGUCGACUUGCUUGUUGGCACUCCAGUGCCGCAGCGGACGUCCGUCAUUGCGGACACAGGAAGUACCAUCUGUGCAUUUACCUGCACUGGCUGCAGCAUGUGCGGCCAACAUCUGGACGCAAACUUCGACUUCUCGAAGUCGAAGACGGCGGAGUGGGUCAAGUGCAGUCGCCGAGCCUGUGACUCGUGCAGGAUGAACUACUGCGCCUACCGACAAAGCUACACCGAGGGCAGCUCAAUUGAAGGUUACCGCUUCACGGAUUAUGUGUCUCUCGGUGAUGAAUUCCAGCAGAAUCCCCCCGUCAAGGUGCAGAUGGGGUGUCACAGCCGUGAGACGAAGCUCUUUGUUACCCAGAAGGCCAAUGGAAUCUUUGGCCUGGCCCCAUCUAAAGACAGGAUGACCACGAUCCUGAUGAAUAUCUUCAAGGACAAGGCCCAUGUGAAUGCUGCGGUGUUCGCCAUGUGCUUAUCCUCCCAGGGAGGUCUCUUGACUGUGGGUGGCUUCAAUGAAUCUCUGAACACGGCGACGGUGCAGUGGGUCCCUCUCACUUUGCACGGUUUCUACAGUGUUUCCCUUUUGAAGAUGAUCAUCGAAGGGCCCGGAGGCUCUGAGCUUUCAGGCGGCUUUGGACACACUAUCGUGGAUUCGGGCACGACGUACACAUACCUCCCAGACGGGCUGUACCGUCAGCUGAAAGAAACGGUCAAAUCCUACUGCAAGCAGCACAGCGGAUGUGCUGCCCAGGGGACCAGUGGCACGUGCUGGACAGUUCCAGGAGGGUCUUUGUCGUCAUUUCCACCGAUCCGGGUGGUCUUCCAGAGCGGUGUGUCAACGAGCUGGUACCCAAGUUCUUACCUCUAUCGUCGCAGUGGCGAGCUGUACUGCCUGGGCUUCGAAAGCAACGGAGCUGCGCGGCAAACAGUCCUUGGCGCGACAUGGAUGAUCGGCCGAAACGUCAUCUUCGACACGGAGAGCCCCAAACUUGGCCUCGCAGAUGCCAGUUGCCCGAGUUUCGUUGAGCGGCCGCCCGGCCCAACGAAAACCGUCUUGCUGGGCGGAUCCUCGAGCCCAACAGGCUCGCAAGCCACCUACAAAGACCACCGUUUUCGGCCGCCUAUUGCGAUCCCCGAUAUCACAGCAGCCACGCUGUUCAUGCUGACAGCUUUCAUGCUGAUGACGCUGGGUCUUUGCUUGGUGAUGCGGAACCUUUUGCGAGCCCACAGUGCACUGCACCGUGCUCCUGCCAUGGCAUCGCCUGCCUCGGGCCGGCGGAGUCUUCGUGCAAGGAAGCUGGGGCGGUCCAGCCCUGCACAUGACGAGGAGGAGAUGCAAAGUCUCGCCUCCAGCCCUCAGGCACAGUCAGACGGAGAGUGGCCAUCCAGUCCCGUGGAAGGCACACGGAUACCCGUGGAGACAUGGCUUCGAAAUCACGAAGCCGAUGAAAGAAGUGGAGAUUCCGCCACCGCCGGGUCGGGCUCGGACGUCUUCUCUGAAGGACCUUUGCCGCAUCAUGGUCUGCCUUCAACCGACAUGGUCUUCCGGUUUCCUCCUUUCAGAGUCCUGCUGCAGGUAGCUUCACUUGCUUGCUGUGCACUUGACUAA
This is a messenger RNA of Symbiodinium sp. CCMP2592, 3765 nucleotides long. NCBI's taxonomy places the organism in Eukaryota, Dinophyceae, Suessiales, Symbiodiniaceae. The record is from the annotation of a GenBank genome assembly.